AUGGCCAUCGUCAGACCCAAAGUCUCGGAGGACGGCACCUGGCACUUCUUUGAUGGAGCGCUCAAGACCUACUUUGUCUCGUCCGACUCGGAAUCCUUCACUUCGGGCCAGAUCUUUCGCGCCAAAGACCCGCAUUCGGGCGUAGGCAGGAGCAGCACGGCUACACCGCCCUACCACAUCCACCUCUACCAGGCCGAGGUGUUUGACGUCAAGGAAGGCACGCUAUGCUACCUCAUCGAUGGCAAGCAGGGCAAAUUGCAGGCGGGGCAAAAGGUCAACAUCCCACCCUACCGACCCCAUACCUUCUGGUCGGAUCCAGAGAGUGGCAAGGAUCUGCACGUUCACAUCACCGUUCGAGGUGGUCCCAAUCCUGGCUUUGACGAGGACUUUGUGCACAACUUUUACGGUUACCUCAGCUCGCGCACCAUGGCGGGCAAGGCACCCAACCCGUUCCAGAUGCUGCGCUUCUUGGACGAUGCCGAUGUGAUCCUCGUACCGCCUCUUCCGUUGUCGGGUCUGUGGCGUGCGGUGGGUCUGCUGUGGCCCAUCGGCCAGGGCAUCAACAUUCUGUUCGGCCGCAUCAUCGGAGGAUGGAUCUUGGGCUACCCUACGCGCUACAAGCAGUUUGAUGACGAGGUGUCCAAGUGA
This is a messenger RNA of Kalmanozyma brasiliensis GHG001, 648 nucleotides long. Its product is annotated as Cupin 2, conserved barrel. The record is from RefSeq and is a predicted model, not a curated record. The transcript has a single exon. NCBI's taxonomy places the organism in Eukaryota, Fungi, Basidiomycota, Ustilaginomycetes, Ustilaginales. Bases 1 to 648 code for a protein of 215 amino acids.